AUGAAUUAUACAAAUAAUCCAAAUAUUGCAGCUGAUGCAAAACAUGUUAGCUCCGAACAACAUCCAAAGUAUAAGGAGGCAACUUUAAGUUUACAAAAUAGUCAAUACCAGUAUGCCAUUAGAUUAUACUCGGAAAUAUUGACCCAAAUUCCUAAUAGUUAUUCAUUGAAAUGCGAUAGAGCAUUUGCUUACCUAAAUGCUGAUGAAUUGGCGCUUGCACUUCGUGAUUUGAACGAUGCAAUAACAAAAAAACCAAAGAAACCUCGUGCUUGGGCAAUUCGUGGUGAAGUUUUUCGUCUACAAAUCAAAUAUGAAGAUGCUUUAGCUGAUUUGAAUAGAUGCCUUAGAAUCCAACCAAACAACACUCGUGCAUUAAUUUCUCGCUCGCAAGUCUAUAGUGCUAUGCAACGUUUUAAAGAUGCGUUAGAUGAUUUGAAUACUGCGUUACUAUUAGAAUCAACUAAUAUCUACACAUUGACUCGUAGAGCAAAAAUUUAUGCACAAAUGCAUGAAUAUGAAGUGGCAUUACAAGAUUUGAACAAAGCAUUAGAAAUGGAUCCUAAACAAGCCUCAACCACCAGAGCCAUUAGAAGUGAUAUUUAUAAAAGCCUUGGACAUUAUGAACUUGCAUUUGCAGAUUUGGAUGCUGCAUUAAGUAACGAGGAUAAUUUAUUAGCGCUUGAGAAAAGAGGUGUCUUGUAUAGAGAGGUUGGUAAAGAAAAUGAGGCGUUGAAAGAUUUUAAUAGAAUUUUACAAAUUUUCCCAAGGAAUUUCCUUGCGCAUAAAAACAAAGCGGAAAUUUUACAUUUGCUUGGACGUGAACACGAAGCCUUGGAUCAUUUAUUUAUAGCAUUACAAUUACAGCCUAUGAAUUUAGAAUUGAUUAUUAAACGUAGUGAAAUAAAUGAGAAAUUGGGGCAGUAUGAUAAGAGUUUAGAAGAUUUAAACAACGCAAUAAACAUGUCAAAAAAUGAUAUAAAUUUAUAUAAAAGGCGUGGUGAGAUGUACCGACUUACAAAACAAUUUGAUAAAUCGAUAAUUGAUUUUAAUAAAGUUUUAGAGUUUGAUCCAAACAAUGUAUUUGCAUUAGCAAGAAGAGGUGAAGUCUAUAGAAUGUUAGGACGUGGACCAAAAGCACUAACUGAUUUGGAUUUGGCAUUGUCAAUUGAUCCUAAUAAUGUAAUGGCAAGAGAAAGUCGUGGAGCAGUUAACAGAAAUUUUAGAAGAUACGAAGAGGCGUUGAGAGAUUUGGACGAGGCGAUUAAACUUUAUGGUGAGAAUACGCCUAGUGUAUUUGCACUAACUAAUCGUGGGGCAGUGUAUCAUAUGUUAAAGAGAUAUAACGAGGCAUUGUUUGAUUUGAAUAAAGUGUUGGAGUGUGAUCCUGAAUACGUUUUUGCAUUGGAGACUAGGGGUGCGUUGAAUAUUAUAUUGGAGAAAUAUGAUGAUUCGUUGAAGGAUUUGAAUAAAUGCUUGGUAAUAGAUUCAAGAAAUGUUUGGGCAUUAUCGUAUAGGGCUGAAGCCCUAAUUAAUCUGGGUAGAUAUAAUGAAGCCUUGAAUGAUUUAAAUCCAGUGUUGGAAGAAUCUCCAGAUUGGGGAUAUCCACUGGCACUUAGAGGAACGGUACAUAGGCUAUUAAAAUCACAUACAAAAUCAUUACAUGAUUUAGAUAGAGCAUUGAAAAACAUUCACGACAGAGCAUUUAAUAUUGAUUAUGAGACAAAAGCGUUAAGUAAUAGAGGGGCGACUUAUUCAGUAUUGGGAAAAUAUGAUGAAGCGCUAAUAGACCUAAAUAAAGUAUUGUUACGUGAGCCACAAAAUAUAUUUGCAUUAACGGAAAGAUCCAAUAUAUAUGUGAUUCAGGGUAAAGUGGAGGAAGCAACUUUGGAUUUACAAAAAAUUUUAAAGGUUGAUAAUAAAAAUGAAUACGCACAAAAGACAUUAAAAAAAAUAGAAAAAAAUGACAUUUCUAGUGGCAGUCCUGCUUUUGGAAAUCCUGGCAGUGGUGUUGGAGAUAACACUAAUGUUAAUGUUGGCAGGAACAAUACUUAUAAUAAAUAUAAUGAUAUUAGAAACAGCAGAAACAGUAUUAAUAAUAUUAGUAAUGGUAGUGCUGGCAGUGAAUACAGUUAUAGAAGCUGA
Messenger RNA from Entrophospora sp. SA101, 2142 nucleotides. NCBI's taxonomy places the organism in Eukaryota, Fungi, Glomeromycota, Glomeromycetes, Entrophosporales, Entrophosporaceae. The record is from the annotation of a GenBank genome assembly.